Molecule: messenger RNA, 3582 nt
Organism: Trichomonas vaginalis G3
Lineage: Eukaryota; Parabasalia; Trichomonadida; Trichomonadidae
Product: cytoplasmic FMR1-interacting protein-related family
Exons: 1
Coding region: 1-3582 (1193 amino acids)
Biological process (GO): regulation of actin filament polymerization; cell morphogenesis; regulation of translation
Cellular component (GO): SCAR complex
Molecular function (GO): small GTPase binding; RNA 7-methylguanosine cap binding
Source: RefSeq, a predicted model, not a curated record
AUGACAAUCAAAUCCAUUGUCUUUCCUACUCAAUCUGGGAUUGACGAGUGGAAUAACAUCGAAAAGCCACCAAUUGUGGAAGACGUUGAGAUAUCAUCACCAGCGUCAACUUUCAUCCACUACACGAAUAUGUCAUAUUUCCACCACGCAUUAUUCGCAAAAACCCAUUUAACUGCAUCAAGAGAAAUCAAUACAAUUCAGUUAUUUGAUGAUUGCAUUAAAGCAGCCGAUCAUUUCAUCUACGACCUUUAUGCACGCAGAUCUAUUACAAAAGCACUCCUUCCUUCAGUCGAUAGAUCAGAAGUAAUUCCAGAUAAUGAAACACCGCAACAAGCAGAAGAGCGUCAAGCAAGACAAGCAGCAGUUCGUAAAGCAACUGAACCUUUAUUCACCGAACUUUACAUUUUGUUAAAUGACUGCAAAACUUUUGCUUCGGAUACUGUCAGCCACUUAAUCAGACUCUUCUCUGAUAAUGGCGUCUGGUCUAAUGGCCAAUACAGUGCCAAUCUGAUCCACGCAAUCUGCAGAUUGUUCUAUCGUCUUGCAACACUCGAUGAAAUGCAUCUUAUCAAGCCAUCUCUUGCAAACGACUUUUCCAACCUCAUGAGCUACGCAUUUUCCGGAAAAGGAAAUCAAAAUCAGAACGAAUACAUCCAAUUAAAGCAAUGGAUUUCUGCUGAAAACUCAAUCGAAAACGAGCUCCUUGACGGCACUAAGGAGAUCCCAGAGGCACUCAGAUCCAAGGUUUUUCACAUUGUUAUGCCAGUUUUGAUUGAUUUCAUCGAGAAGAAGAAAUAUGUCGUUCCAGAAGAUUUAUACGCAUAUCUUCGUACUUCCCUCUUCAUGAUCAGAUUUUUCACUCCAGAUCAGAAAUCAGAUUCAAAUGUCAAAGAUUUCUUAUUGAACCAGGCUAUGGCUCACCCAGUUAUUCCUCUUACAAUCGAAAUCGCCUCGACAUUUACAGAUCUUGUUCGUAAAUCAAACGCUUUCCCGAAUUUGAAGCCAACGAAAGCAAACUACAACUACGACCAGCUUCAAAGCGAGCUUCAUAACUUCCUUAUUACUUUCCCUGCCCACAUUACCCUUGCUAACCAAGGAGAUCUCGAUGUUUCCCAAAUUUACGACGAAAUCUUACACUGCAUCCAGCUGAUUGGCCGCACAAAGAAUGCAGUCCGCGAACUCCUUAUCCAAAAGCUCCUCUAUCCUCCGGACAACCCAACAAUCAAAUCUCCAUUCGAAAGAUCUGUUCGUAUUGGCUUCUCCAACGCCGACCUCAAGACUGUUCUCCACAUCAUUUCCCUCUGGAGAUCAGCCCACGACCUUCUUCGUGACCACUUUGCCACAAUUACAAGAUUGGUCACUCUCCACAUCAACAGAACCGUCCAGAACUUCAUCAAGAACGAGCUUGAGAAGAUUCUCAUUCGUUGCAAGAAGAUGAAGGACCAAGUUGAAGCAAUUAUCAGCCCACUUCGAGAAUUAACAGGAGAUUGGAUGAGAGGUGAAGAGAGAACUGGUCAGUCCAACAUAAAGAACUUCAAGGACCAUACAAUUCUCGAUAAAUUGGCUCCAACUCCACCAGCAACGAUCGAAUUCAUCAGAAUUCAAGUUUCCCACAUGAUCAACGAAGGAAAUGAGUUGCUCAGACCAGUAAAGCCAAAGGAUAGAGGCCUUGGCAGCGACGAUAUCGCAGCAAUUAACAAUUUCUUGAACGCAUCAGAGAAUUUCGAGUCAAUUCUCUUGUUCGAUGAAGUUCUUAUCGAUGUUGGUGACCAAUCCGACCUUUACUUCAGAGAAGUUCAACUCGAUAUCAACAACGUCACAGCUUUCCCAAUCAGAGCUUCUCUUCCAUUCGUUCUUUGCGAAUACGCCCUUUCCGCACGUAAAUCUUACGGAACAGAGAAGGACCAGCACGGAAAAGUCGUUCCAGAAAAUGCCGAGUUAAUCUUCUAUCCACUGGCCAUCUACGAUGAUGCCGCCAACAGAGCGCGCACGAAACUUGCUUCCAAGAUGCUUAUGGAUGAAAUUAUGGGAGAAGCAACAAUUUGCCUUUCGACAUUAACAACGUUGAUCUCCGAUUUCACCUUCAAUGCCUUCAGAAGCUACGCCACGAUGAAAUACAUCCCAGACAAUAUCCAGGAAGGACUCAAGAAAACAGUCGAUCCAGAUCAGUGGCCGCAAAACAGAUCUUACCGUCUUAUUACUAUGAUUCAGCAGAACUCCUACUACUUGCACGGACAGAAUCUCGAUUUACGCUCUUUGAUUACAAAAGUUGUCGAUGGCUACAUGUGCGAUUCCGUCGAAUCGACUGUUGGAUUAUUCGAUAAAUACGGUAUAGCCUCUGGUAUAGCAGUUACUAAGACUUUGGACAUUCUCAAUGAUACAAGAAGAUUAUUAUGCGAGGCAGGAUUGACGUUAAUGCCUUUCGAGCUCAUGGUUAAGUCCGCUCUCGGCAUUUCAGUACCAUCUAGCUUCCACACGAGAUUAAUGGAAGGUCUCAAAGAAGAUAUUUGCCACAACAUCGCAUAUAAAUGCUACAUGAGAUCGAAUCCAACGAGAUUCUUCCCAGAUAACCCAGGCGUUCCAGGUUCAGCUUCAUUCGGUAAAGGUAAUCUCGGUAAAAUCCUCAGAGAUGCACUUUUGCCAACAUUCUCUGUCAUUACUAACGAGCACUUCUCUGUUAUCAUCAGGCUCUUGGACUCUGGUACAAUUGCUCAGCUCCUUAAAGACAUCCAAGCAGAUUUCAGCAAAAAGAUUGAAAGAUUCGUCGAACUUUACAACAAACAAGCUCCGAAAUUACAGAGAUUCAAGGAUGAACCGAUGAAUACCCCAAGCACAUUAGUUUUCGACAGAUUCGAAGGUGCAUAUCGUUUCUUCGCCGAAGAUACAGAGAUUGAGAAGCUUUUCAAGGCCAUGAAAGCUCUCGGCAACAUCAUGUCCAUUGCCUCGAUGUUGGAUAUCUCAAUUGCAGUCAAGAAAUUGACAAAAAUGCACAUUGCUGGCUUCUUGAGAGGAUCAUCCAUCGAUGGCAAGGAGUACAAUGACGAAAUCUUCAAUUUCCUUCCUGAAGGAUCUGUUGCAUCUGAUGCGAUCAAGAGAUUGGACGAAAGAGUCACCGGAAAAGACGUCCAUCCUCCUUUCAUAUCAGCAUUGAUCCGUCAGAUCUACGACACAUCUGAGAAAACAGGAAUCUUCGAUGAAAGAGCCAUAAAUUACUUGAUGUUCGAAACAUUGACAGGUUUCGCCAGAGCCUGGUCUGUCCUUGAGUUUGUCUUCUGUAUCAACUGCGUCGACAACAAGAUGGGAUCAUCUCUGAGCCCACUCCAGGUCUACGGCGAAGGCGUGAUGUUCAUUGCCGGUGCAAUCAUCGCGAUCAUCGAGCAGGAGAACAUCCACUUCGCAACAGACAUCGGAAGGAGAAUCAUGAGAGUGAAAGGACUCGAUUUCGCUUCUGCAAACAACGACAGACUCGCCAGAUUUUGCUCUUUGUACGAGUUAGAGUCGAGUUCUCUUCACUGGGCAAUAUCUGUUAUCUCUCCAAUAGCUAAACAGAUGAAGCUCGCUGACCAGUACGAAGACAAAUAA